Messenger RNA from Salvelinus namaycush (lake trout), 6417 nucleotides. RefSeq names its product agrin-like. NCBI's taxonomy places the organism in Eukaryota, Metazoa, Chordata, Actinopteri, Salmoniformes, Salmonidae. The coding region runs from base 143 to 6349 and encodes 2068 amino acids. Gene Ontology annotation, molecular function: calcium ion binding; laminin binding. The transcript is spliced from 36 exons. The record is from RefSeq and is a predicted model, not a curated record. Gene Ontology annotation, biological process: receptor clustering; cell differentiation; G protein-coupled acetylcholine receptor signaling pathway.
CUUCGUGGUCAAUAGGGAAAUUAGAAGCAUUAUUGUAACCGAAAUAGCGAGUAGGCUAUUGUUGCAACAUCAAUUUGUAGGCUACUUUGCGUCGCAGAGAUUUAAUUUCGUCCGCAACUUUUUGUUAUCCGUUUUCGUGACCAUGGGUUCACAACAAACUCACUUGUACGGGUGGGCAUUGAUGAUAGUCGCGGUUUUCUGUCAACGGGGUCAUGAAAGUUGCCCGGAGAACGAUUUGGAGAAAAGGGAAGAGGAGGCCAACGUGGUUUUGACUGGCACCGUUGAAGAAAUCAUGAACAUGGACCCAGUGCACAAUACAUACUCUUGCAAGGUGAGGGUAUGGCGGUACCUGAAAGGAAAGACCAUGGUCAAUGGCGAGGUUCUUUUGGACGGUGGCAACAAGGUGAUGAUUGGUGGCUUUGGGGACCCUGAGGUCUGCGACAACCAGGUUGCCACUGGCGACACGCGCAUUUUCUUUGUCAACCUGGCUCCGGAGUUCAUGUGGCCAACGCACAAGAAUGAGCUGAUGCUCAACUCCAGCCUGAUGAGGAUUACCCUGCGUAACCUGGAGGAGGUGGAGCACUGUGUGGACGACAAACCUGUUCACUUCACACCAGCCCAGCCUCCUGACGAUUGCAGAGGAAUGCUAUGCGGCUUCGGGUCAGUAUGUGAACGUGAUGCGGCUGACCCCUCCAAGACAGAGUGUGUCUGCAAGAAGAUGGUGUGUCCGUCGGUUGUGGCGCCUGUGUGUGGCUCGGACUCCUCGACCUACUCCAAUGAGUGUGAGCUGGAGAAGGCCCAGUGCAACACGCAGCGGCGCAUCAAGGUGCUGCGCAAAGGACCCUGCGCCCUGGAGGACCCGUGCAGUGAGGUGACCUGCAGCUACGGCAGCACCUGCAUCCAGUCAUCGGACUCCUUGUCGGCCAAGUGCAUGUGCCCGCUGAGCUGCGACGGUAAGCCCGAGCAGGUGGUGUGUGGCAGUGACGGCCAAGACUACCGCAACGAGUGCGAGCUCUACAAGCAAGCCUGCCACACCCAGAAGAACUUCCGACUGCAGCACCAGGGAUACUGCAACCCCUGCAAAGACAGCGAGAACAGUCUGAACGUGGCAUGCCGGGUGGAGCCACGUACCCGCCAGCCCCUGACCUUUGCCCCUCCGGAGUCCUGCCCACCCGUCAAUGAGCCACUGUGCGCCAGCGACAGCCAGACGUACGAGAGCGAGUGCCAUAUGACGAGGACGGGCAUGCAGAAGGGCAUUGACCUCAGGAAGAUCCACCCGGGCCGCUGCAAGAAACAAGGUAUGUGCAAGGUGGAGUGCAAGUUCAAUGGCGUGUGCCAGGUGGAACGUCUAGGCGUGCGCUGCUCCUGCGAGCCUAUCCAGUGCGACGGGACCUACAAGCCGCUGUGCGGCAAAGACGGACGCAGCUACGUCAACGACUGUGAGCGGCGACGGGCCGAGUGCCUGGCUAAAGCCCACAUCCCCGUCAAGCAGCAAGGCCCGUGUGAUCUGCACGCGCCCAGCCCGUGCCUGGCAAAGGCCUGCGAGUUUGGCGCUGUGUGUGUGGUGAAGAACGACAAGCCCGUAUGUGAGUGCCCCGAAGCCUGCAUCCAGACACCCGACCCAGUGUGCGGCAGUGACGGCCACAGCUACGGCAGCCAGUGCGAGAUGAGGGCCUCGGGCUGCGCCCUGCAGAGGGAGAUCCACAUCCAGCACCGAGGGCCCUGCGACGAGGUGUGUGCCAACUGUUCAUUCGGGGCGAUCUGCGACGGGCAGUCGGGCAGCUGUGUAUGCCCGCAGGAGUGUGUGGAGUCCCACCAACCGGUGUGCGGCAGCGACGGCUCCACCUACGACAGCGAGUGUGAGCUCAAUGUGCGCGCCUGUACCAAGCAGCUUGACCUGCGUGUGCUCGCCCAGGGAGAAUGCAAGACGUGCGGCAGCGCUGUGUGUGCCUGGGGGGCCCAAUGCAUACAGAACAAGUGCGAGUGCACGCAGUGCCAGGGCCAGGCUUUUUCGCCUGUGUGUGGCAGCGACGGCAUGACCUACGACAACACUUGCGAGCUGGGCUUGGCAUCCUGCGUCCUCAAGAAGAAGAUCGAGGUGGCCAAGCUCGGCAGCUGCGAAGAAGAGUGUGGUUCAGGAGGGUCGGCCUCAGGUGUUGAGAGCUGCGAACAGGAUAGGUGUCGUACGUUUGGAGGCUCGUGGGACGAGGACACAGAGGAUGACCGCUGUGUCUGUGACUUCGACUGCAGUCGCGUGACUCGCAACCUGGUGUGUGGCUCAGAUGGGAAGACCUACAGCAACGAGUGUGAGAUGAAGAAGGCCAGUUGCGAAAGGCAAGGGCAUCUGCUGAUCCAGAAUCAGGGACCCUGCACAGCCACCUCUCCGCCGGAGCUGACAGCGCCACAACGCUGCAUUCAGUCAGUCUACGGCUGUUGCCGCGACAACAAGACGGCGGCCCUUGGUGUGGGACUCGCUGGAUGUGCCAGUACGUGCCAGUGUAACCCGUAUGGCUCCUACAAGGGGACGUGUGACCCGGCCAGCGGCCAGUGCUCCUGCAAGCCCGGCGUCGGGGGACAGAAGUGUGACCGCUGCGAUCCAGGCUUCUGGAACUUCCGCGGCAUCGUCACAGAGAACUUGAGCGGCUGCACACCGUGUAGCUGCGACGCGGUGGGCUCGGUGAGGGACGACUGCGAGCAGAUGUCAGGCCUGUGCUCCUGCAAGACUGGAGUGAAGGGCAUGAAAUGCAACGUGUGCCCCGACGGGAGUAAGAUGGGCAGGAGCGGCUGCGACACAGGUGCUGAUGCCCCAACCUCAUGUAAUGAGCUGGACUGCAAGUUUGGCGCGUCUUGUGUUGAGGUCAAUGGUCAAGCGCACUGUGAAUGCCCCUCGCCCGACUGUGACGAGAAGAACAAGACCAAGGUGUGUGGCUCUGAUGGGGUGACCUACGCUGACCAGUGCCAGCUGAGCACCAUUGCCUGUAGACGGGACAAGCACAUCAGAGUGGAACACUUUGGCCAGUGCACAGAAAGCAUCACCGAGCCGGCCAGCCGACCCACCCCUUACCCCCCCACCCCCCUCGCAAAAGCCACCACCCCCUCCCACGUCAGGCUUACGUCGCCGCGCCAUGGCACAUCAUACUCUCCCUGGGAGGAUGAUGAAACCGAGGGGCCACUAGCCUCAUUCGUGGAGGCCCUGCCGCCCCCCAUGCCCACUGAGAGACCGCUCACCACCAACCACCCCGUCAUCACCCCCCACCACCCACCUCACUCCACCACCCCUCGCCUACCCAGCCACACCAGCCCUGGCUCCUCCCCUACAGCCUUCGAGGACUCAGGGAGCGGUGAGCCCAGCGGAGACGACCAGAUGGAGGAGGUGGAAGAGAGUAGCGGCGUCGGAGUCCUGGAGGCGAGCGGAGAGGAGCCAGUUGACCCAACAGCCGCAGCCACCACCAUCCCCACAGUGGAGGACCGCUCGUCAUGUGACAACACUCCCUUCGGCUGUUGUCCUGAUGGCAAGACGGCUUCCAGCAGCCCUGAGGGAGCCAACUGCCCCUCCACCAUGCGGUUCAGCGGCUUCCUGCACUUGGACCAGGUGGAGGGCCAGGAGGUCUUCUACACCCCUGAGAUGGAGGAUCCUAAGUCUGAGCUGUUUGGCGAGACGGCCAGGAGCAUCGAGAGUGCUCUGAAUGAGUUGUUCCGUAAAUCAGAGGUGCAGAAGGACUUCAUGAGCGUCCAAGUCCGCAGCCUGGCGCCCAGCAACUCCAUCCUGGCCUUCGUCGAGGCCCACUUCGACCCAGAGACCAGGCUCACGGUGCAGGACAUUGAAGGAGCCCUGGUCAAGCAGCUGAAAGCAGCCAAGGAGACAGCCAUUGUGGUGAAGAAGCCAGAGGAGGAGAAUAUUCGCUUCAACAACUAUGGCCUGUUCUCCCGCCCCUACUUCACCACCACUACCACAGCUACCGCCACCACCCCCACUGCCAGCACCACCCUGCCGCCCCCCAACUCCCCUUUCAUCACACGCCGUCCCCUGGGCACCACCCUGCCGCCCCCCAACUCCCCUUUCAUCACACGCCGUCCCCUGGGCACCACACGCCGUCCCUAUACCAGCCGCCGGACCACCGCCGCCCCUUCUACCAUGGCCCCCACUCCCACCACUACUAUCACCCUCCUCCACAGGACCAGCCCUGUGCCCCACUACACCAAGGCCCAGCGGCCCUGCGACUCCCACCCCUGCCGCCACGGCGGCACCUGCGAUGACGACGGCGCCGAUUUCACCUGCAUCUGCCCCGCCGGAAGAGGGGGCGCCGUCUGCGAGAAAUUGAUCACAUACUUCAUCCCGUCAUUCGGGGGUAAGUCCUAUCUGGCCUUCGACACCAUGCGGGCCUAUCACACGGUCCGCAUCGCCAUGGAGUUCAGGGUGGCCGAGAUGACGGGCAUCCUGCUCUUCAACGGCCAGGACGGCAAGAAGGACUUCCUGUCUCUCACCCUGGUCAAUGGCAAGGUGGAGCUCAAGUUCAACACCGGCUCGGGCACAGGCACACUGGUCAGUAAAGUCCAGGUGAAGCAGGGUCGCUGGUACCAGCUGGUGGUGACGAGGAACCGACGCAAUGCCGUGCUGAGCGUGGAUGACGAGCUCCACAUCGAGGGCGCCAGCCCCCCCGGCACCGACGGCCUCAACCUGGACACCCACCUCUUCAUCGGAGGGGUGCCCGAGGACAUGAUGACAGAUGUGAAGGAGAGGACCUCCACCGGUACAGGUCUUGUUGGCUGUGUUCGCACGCUGGACGUCAACAACCUGGUGUACAACCUGCAGGAGAAGGGUGGCAACGUGCUCUACGGCACCGGCGUAGGCGAGUGCGGCAACAACCCGUGCCAGCCUAACCCCUGUAAGAACAGUGCCUCCUGCCAGGUCAAGGAGGCUGAGAUGUUCCACUGCAAGUGCAUCAACAGCUACUCCGGUCCGACGUGCGCCGACACCCACAAUCCAUGCGAGCCUAACAGAUGCCACCCAUCGUCCCAGUGUCAGGUGCAACCAGAGGGAGGGUAUAAGUGUGAGUGUCCCAUGGGCCGCGAGGGACGCCAUUGCGAGCAAGUGUCGGACAAGAAAGGGGCCUACAUGCCGUCCUUUAGUGGCGACUCUUACCUGGAGCUGAAGGGAUUGCACACCUACGGUCACGCUCUCCACCAAAAGGUCAGCAUGACGGUGGUGCUCAUGGCUAACGAAUCCAACGGCAUGAUAUUCUACAAUGGCCAGAAGACCGACGGCAAAGGGGACUUCAUCUCCCUCUCCCUCAACGACGGCAUCCUGGAGUUUCGCUACGACCUGGGCAAGGGCCCAGCCGUCAUCAGGAGUAAAGAUAAGAUCAAGAUGGGCGUGUGGAACACAGUGAAUCUGGAGAGGGCCAGUCGCAAGGGAGAGAUCAACAUAAACGGAAAGGACCCAGUCAGGGGAGAGUCGCCGAACCAACACACCGCUCUCAACCUGAAGGAGUCUCUGUUCGUGGGUGGUGCUCCUGAUUUCAGCCGGCUAGCGAGGGCCGCCUCGCUCAAAGAUGGCUUCAAGGGGGCCAUUCAGAAGAUCACCCUGAUGGGCACUCCCAUCCUGCGGCAGGAGAACGCAUUGCACUCCAGUGACGUGGCCAUGUUUAAGGGCCACCCGUGCAGCUGGGAGCACUGCCACAACGGGGGUCUCUGCAACCCCAUGCUUGAGAGCUACGAGUGUGUGUGCCCCCACGGCUUCACGGGCACAGCCUGUCAGAACACCAUCUUGGAGAAGUCCGCGGGGGAGACGGAGUCCAUUGUUUUUGACGGCCGGACAUUUAUCGAGUACCACAACGCCGUCACCAAGAGUGAGAAGGCCCUGCUGGUGAACAAAUUUGAGCUGAGCAUCAAGACGGAGGCCACACAGGGCCUGGUGCUGUGGAGCGGAAAGGGCGUGGAGCGCUCUGACUAUAUCGCCCUGGCCAUUGUGGAUGGCCGCGUGCAGAUGACCUAUGACCUGGGAUCCAAGCCUGUGGUGCUUCGCUCGACGGUGCGCGUCAACACUAACAGUUGGAUCUGCAUUAAGGCCAGCAGAGCACUUAGGGACGGAUCUCUCCAGGUGGGCAACGAGGCAGCAGUCACGGGAUCGUCGCCCCUGGCAGCCACUCAGCUGGACACAGACGGAGCUCUCUGGUUGGGUGGCUUGAAGGAGUUGAUGGUGGCCCCCAGGCUGCCUAAGGCUUACAGCACGGGCUUCGUUGGCUGUGUAAAGAACGUGGUGGUGGACGGCAUGGAGCUUCACCUGGUGGAGGACGCCCUCAAUAGCCCCAAAAUAUUACACUGUUCCGCCGCUGAGGCCAAAAAAUAGCCUGGCUAAACCACCCCCUUCAUAAACUACAUGUCUAAUGCUGUAAUUAAGUUCUAUUUUUGUAUAAU